AUGCAGGGAGCCAACCUCUCAGCAGUGACCGAAUUCAUCCUCAUUGGCUUCUCCACCUUCCCCCACCUUCAGCUGACGUUCUUCCUGCUGUUCCUGCUGAUGUACCUGUUCACGCUGCUGGGGAACCUGCUCAUCAUGGCCACCAUCUGGAGGGAGCGCAGCCUCCACACACCCAUGUACCUCUUCUUGUGUGCCCUCUCCACCUCUGAGAUCCUCUACACUUUUGCCGUCAUCCCACGCAUGCUGGCCGACCUGCUCUCCACCCACCACUCUAUUGCCUUCUCGGCCUGUGCCAGCCAGAUGUUCUUCUCCUUCACAUUUGGCUUCACCCACUCCUUCCUGCUCACUGUCAUGGGCUAUGACCGUUAUGUGGCCAUCUGCCACCCCCUGCGCUACAACGUGCUCAUGAGCCCCGGUGGCUGUGCCUGCCUGGUGGUCUGGUCCUGGGCUGGUGGCUUAGUCAUGGGGCUGGUGGUGACAUCAGCCAUUUUCCACCUCACCUUCUGUGGACCCAAUGAGAUACACCAUUUUGCUUGUCAUGUGCUUCCACUCUUGAAGUUGGCCUGCGGAACUGAUGUACAUGUAGUGGCCAAGGGUGUGGGUCUGGUGUGUCUUUCAGCCCUUCUGGGCUGCUGCCUCCUCAUCCUUCUCUCCUAUGCCUUCAUCGUGGCUGCCAUCUUGAGGAUCCCCUCAGCUGAGGGCAGGCACAAGGCCUUCUCCACGUGUGUGUCCCAUCUCACUGUGGUGGUUGUGCACUAUGGCUUUGCUUCCAUAAUCUACCUCAAGCCCAAGGGUCCUCAGUCUGUGGAAGGAGACACGCUGAUGGGCAUCACCUACACGGUGCUCACUCCCUUCCUCAGCCCCAUCAUCUUCAGCCUCAGGAACAAGGAGCUGAAGAACACCAUGAAUAAGACCUUCAGCAAACUCUACCCAGAAACAAUGUGA
Phacochoerus africanus (Common warthog) is the source of this 945-nucleotide messenger RNA. Its product is annotated as olfactory receptor 10H1-like. Lineage: Eukaryota; Metazoa; Chordata; Mammalia; Artiodactyla; Suidae. Gene Ontology annotation, biological process: G protein-coupled receptor signaling pathway. The record is from RefSeq and is a predicted model, not a curated record. Bases 1 to 945 code for a protein of 314 amino acids. Gene Ontology annotation, molecular function: G protein-coupled receptor activity; olfactory receptor activity. The transcript has a single exon. Gene Ontology annotation, cellular component: membrane.